GUCGACGUGGUGAGGUUUGGAACCACCACUCGGUUGUGCACUUUUCACCAUGGUUGAGACGCGCAGUGGGAAGGACACUAGCCCCUACACCAAGGAGCAGCAAGAAAAGAUGGCCGCCUUAGUUAAGGAGAAUAGGGAGAGAAAAGAGCACGAGAAGCAAGCGAAGUUAAAGGCGAUUGCAGAGAAACAGGCGGCGAAGAUGAAGGAAUUAGAGGAGGAGAUGGAGAAAAAGAAGAAGGCUGCUGAAGAAGAAGCGGCAGCAGAAGAAGAAAAAGAGAGAAUGAGGAUUGAGAGUGGAGAAGGGAGCAAAGGUGGCACGAUGAAGAGGGAUACAAACGUUGAGAUUGAGAAGAAGAUAAGCGAGUGGGUCGCUAAUUUAUCGUUGAGAGAAGAUGAGGAGGUAGAGUCCUAUGUGACUCAGGAUGAGAGGGAUGCACUAGCCAGCGAGCUAGCAACAAUGACAGACCCUAUGGAACGACGAGAAAGGGAGGAGGAGCAGAAAUUGGCGUGGAAGCUGAGGAUGAAAAGGGAGAAGAAGAGGAGGAGAGAAGAAGUGAGCAAACGGACCGCGGAGGUGGCAAAGGUGCAGGAAUGUAGAAAGGAAGUGUUGGCCCAGCCGGAUGACAAGGCCAAGUGGGAUAAGGUGCUGGGCUACCUAGAGGUGUUGAGCAAAGCCUGGAUGGAGGAGCGCCAGGCCAGUUGGAGCCAAGACGUAGCGUUGAGCGCCAUGCGGUCGGGGUUCAGAGACUUUGCGCGCGAGAUCGUCACCCACAUUGGGGGCGAAGUAAGGCAACUAAGGGACAACUUAGGGAAGUUUUGUGAGGGCGCUAUUGAGGGCGCCAAAGCCAUAGCCGUUGUAGAAGGCGAGGCCAGGCCUCACAAGGACCCAGUUAAGCUUAAAUUCCCGGAGGCUUAUGGAGGGAAGAAGGAGGAGAACUUGGACAACUGGGAGGCCAGUGUCAACAGUUACAUUUAUUUGCAGCGUAUCCUAACAGAGGAGCAAGUCCUCGUGGCCUUCCAGGCCCUCAAAGAUGAAGCGGCUAGUUUCGCUAGGUUCCUUGCGCGCGCAGCCGGUUGUGAGAACAACCUGGUUGCUUACUCCAAAGUCACCCCCCUUCCUCAAUUCCUCAAGCUCUUGAAGGAGCGGUUUGCAGACCCAACGAGAGGCGUUCGCGCCUCUGAUAAGCUGCAAACGACAGCGGAGGAGUGCAAGAGCACUCAAGGGUACCAUGGACGACUUGGUAGCCAUAACACCUUGGCACAUUGUUGUCUUAGUGCUCCCGCGUUCGCGCGAUUAGUGAAAAAGGAGCAGUUAGAGGACCAGGUCUUUGUAGUUUAUGUCAGACCUGUCACUGAGGCCAGGAAGGAAGACAGUUCCACAGAUCCACCGAUUGCCAAGCUACUGGAAGAGUUCAAAGAUUUGACUGAGUCGCCGACAGGAGUAGUGUCGCGACCCAUCCAGCACAGGAUAGAGAUAGAGCCUGGCAGUAGAACUCCUAAGGGCGCAGUUUACAGGAUGUCCCCUAGAGAGUUAGAGGAGCUUCGCAAGCAGUUAGACGAACUCCUCGAGAGAGGUUGGAUCAGGCCCAGUUCGUCUCCUUUUGGAGCACCAGUUUUAUUUGUCCCCAAAAAGGAAGGAGAGCUUCGUAUGUGUAUAGACUAUAGGGGUUUGAACGCGAUUACUGUGAAGAGUGUUGAGUCACUGCCCAGGAUAGACGAUCUUUUAGAUCGGGUGCAGGGUUGUAAGUAUUUCUCCAAGAUAGACUUGAAGUCCGGUUAUCAUCAGAUAGAUAUCCAUCCUGAUGACCAGUACAAGAUUGCGUUCCGGGCUAGAUACGGGCACCAUGAGUUUAUAGUGAUGCCCUUUGGACUAACCAAUGCGCCAGCCACUUUUCAGCGUCGUAUGAAUGAUUUGUUCAGACCAUGGUUAGACAAGUUUGUAGUAGUUUAUCUAGAUGAUAUCCUAGUUUUUAGUAAGACCCUCCAGGAGCACCAGGGUCAUGAGAGGCAGGUCUUGGAGAAGCUACGAGAGGCUAACUUCAAGAUCAACGCAAAGAAGUGCGAGUGUGCCAAGACACAAGUCCUGUACUUGGGCCACGUGUUGGACGGAGAUGGCAUUAAGCCAGAGGACAGUAAGAUAGCGACGAUUAGAGAUUGGCCGACGCCCCGCACACUGACAGAGUUGCGGUCGUUCCUAAGCUUAGCUAACUACUACAGGAAGUUCAUGCGGAACUUCUCCACUUUCGCCGCUCCCCUUCGCAGGUUGCUUAAAAAAGAGGCAAUCUGGCAAUGGGACAAAGAUUGUACGUAUGCGCUAAAGAGAUUGAAGCGCGCACUAAUAGAGUACCCUGUCCUCAAAGUAGCAGAUCCGUCUUUGCCAUUUGUCGUCACCACGGACGCAAGUCAGUAUGGGAUAGGUGUCGUGUUGCAGCAGGAUGACGGCAAUGGCUAUAGACCCGUAGAGUUCAUGUCCGCGAGGAUGCCCUCAGAGAAGGUAGCCACCUCGACGUACGAGAGAGAACUCUACGCUCUCAGGCAGGCUCUAGACCACUGGAAGCAUUACCUGCUUGGGAGGCACUUCAAAGUGUAUUCUUACCACGAGACCCUUAGAUGGUUGAAGACUCAGGCCAAGAUGACACCUAAGUUGCCUAGGUGGGCCGCAAAGAUAGACCAAUAUGACUUUGAGCAUAAGCCAGUGAAGGGCAAGUACAAUGUAGUUGCGGAUGCUCUAAGUAGAAGAUCGGACUACUUUGGAGCUAUAGUACACUAUCUGGAUAUAGGGAGAGACCUGCAGGAGAAAGUGAAGCAAGCGUAUGCGCAGGACCCUAUCUAUAGCGACCUCCUAAAGAGAGUUAGAGAGGCCCCAGAGACUGAGCCAGAUUACCGCACUACAGAGGGAUUACUGUUUGAGAAGACUAAUGUAUUUGACCGCCUAUGCGUUCCCAACAACGAAGAGAUUCGUAGUUUGAUUUUAGGGGAAUGCCACGAUACCGAGGGACAUUUCGGUUGGCAAAAGACUCUAGCCAAUCUAAUGCAUGCGUAUACCUGACCGAGAAUGAAGAAUGACUGCAUAGAGUAUGUCCGCAGUUGUAAAGUUUGCCAAAGGAAUAAGACGACUACGCGUGCCCCCCUAG
This is a messenger RNA of Chara braunii, 3134 nucleotides long. The record is from the annotation of a GenBank genome assembly. Lineage: Eukaryota; Viridiplantae; Streptophyta; Charophyceae; Charales; Characeae.